AUGGCUACGACUGCCUCGUACGACGAGCUGCUGGCAUCAGCGACCGAAGUGAAGCAUAAGACGGAGUUCAGAUCGAACGCCGACGAAGCGCUCAAGCUCACCGUGCGACAAGACGUCACCCGCAAGGCCGGGUUCAAGAAACUCGGCCGCUCAGUCCUCGUGUUCGACUUCCAGCCCGCCGGCGCCAUCACCUCCACGAACAGUCCCAACAACGUGAUGGACGCGCCGGCACACGAAUCAUCCACAGUGAUGGCUGAAGGUGCAUUGCGAGCAGCAGCGGUAGACACCGCUGGAAGAGCGGGAGGAGACUGGAGUGCGAGAGCAGGGCCAGGAGAGGGAGAAGAAGGAAGCGGGGAAAGCACCGGUGUCACGAGCGCGUCUUCCGUCUGCGUGGUUUUCGUUCACAACAGGUACAACGGGGCUAAGCAGCUCUACGUCAACCGAGCGCUGGCGUACAGCGUCAAGAAGGAGUGCACCGACGGGAACCUGAACUCCUGGGUCAUUCCGCUGCCGUUCGGGCGGGCCGUGCUCAGGCUCACGAGCAAGCUGUUCGCCUCGAGCGGCUUCGAGUAUGUCAUGACCCUCGACAACCAUGACCGCGGCGGCGGCGGUGGUGGUCGUGGUGGUCGUGGUACCGUUUUGUACAAGAGCACCCAAUAG
This is a messenger RNA of Ectocarpus siliculosus, 660 nucleotides long. NCBI's taxonomy places the organism in Eukaryota, Phaeophyceae, Ectocarpales, Ectocarpaceae. The record is from the annotation of a GenBank genome assembly.